UCCCGAGCCCUCCCCUGCCGGGGGGCCGGCUGGCAGGGCGGGGGGAACCCCUCUGGGAGAAGGGGUGGCCCGUUCGAUGAACAAAGGAGAUGGCCCGGACCAGCGCAGCCACUGCAGAGCAGCAGAAACGUUCCCUAAAAUGGCGGCCGGCUCUGGGAGGGCGGGGCUUCCGCUGGCGCGGCCCUGGAGGGGGCGGAGCUUCCGCUGGUGCGGCCCUCGGAGGGGCGGGGCUUCCGCUCGCGAAGGCCCGGGGCGGGGCGGCGGUGCAGGCGCCGGCUGGUCCCCAUGGCUGCCUCGCCGGAGCCCUCGGAGCCCUCGGAGCAGAAGGUAGAAUUAGAAGAUCAUGCGAUGUUGGAGUAGGAGGAUUUAUUGUCGUGACUUUAGGAUACUGGCUCCAUUGUAGGUAUAAUUAUGCAAAGCAAAGAAUCCAGGAAAGAAUCACCAGAGAAGGAAUUAAAAAUAAGAUUUUGUAUGAAAGUACCCACCUUGAUCCUGAAAGAAAACAAGCCAAGAGCAGCAGCAAUAGCACCUGAACAGUCUCGAGCAUAGAACCCAAAUACGACUACUGAUGUCAGUGUGAACCAAGAUGAGAUCAACUAUGUAAAACAUUGCAUGUACCAUACGGUUUUCAAUCAAGUCAAUAAACCAUGUGCAAGCUGUA
Messenger RNA from Pipistrellus kuhlii (Kuhl's pipistrelle), 661 nucleotides. RefSeq names its product cytochrome c oxidase assembly protein COX20, mitochondrial. The record is from RefSeq and is a predicted model, not a curated record. The transcript is spliced from 3 exons. Bases 90 to 533 code for a protein of 147 amino acids. Gene Ontology annotation, biological process: mitochondrial respiratory chain complex IV assembly. NCBI's taxonomy places the organism in Eukaryota, Metazoa, Chordata, Mammalia, Chiroptera, Vespertilionidae. Gene Ontology annotation, cellular component: mitochondrial inner membrane; mitochondrion.